CUGGGGCCCGCCCUGGCCCGGCCCCGCCCCGCGCCGCCCGCUCCCGCGGUGUUAGGACUGACGUGUCUCUCGGCGAAGGUGUUGCGUGCCGGAGCAGGUUCGGCCGCGGGCAGCGUCGCCUCACUCGAGCCGAGCGGAGCCGAAGCGGCACCCGGAGCCCGAGCAGCCGCCGCCAUGGCGAUCAAGUUUCUGGAAGUCAUCAAGCCCUUCUGUGUCAUUCUGCCGGAAAUUCAGAAGCCGGAGAGGAAGAUUCAAUUUAAGGAGAAAGUGCUGUGGACCGCUAUCACCCUCUUUAUCUUCUUAGUGUGCUGCCAGAUCCCCCUGUUUGGUAUCAUGUCUUCAGAUUCAGCUGACCCUUUCUAUUGGAUAAGAGUGAUUCUAGCCUCUAACAGAGGCACAUUGAUGGAGCUGGGUAUCUCUCCCAUUGUCACCUCUGGCCUCAUCAUGCAGCUCUUGGCUGGUGCCAAAAUAAUUGAAGUUGGUGACACCCCAAAAGACCGAGCUCUCUUCAACGGAGCCCAAAAGCUGUUUGGCAUGAUCAUUACCAUUGGCCAAUCUAUCGUGUAUGUGAUGACCGGAAUGUACGGGGACCCUUCUGAAAUGGGUGCUGGAAUCUGCCUGUUAAUCACCAUUCAGCUCUUUGUUGCUGGCUUAAUUGUCCUACUUUUGGAUGAACUUCUGCAAAAAGGGUAUGGCCUGGGCUCUGGUAUCUCCCUCUUCAUUGCCACGAACAUCUGCGAGACCAUUGUGUGGAAGGCAUUCAGCCCCACUACUGUCAACACUGGCCGAGGAAUGGAAUUUGAAGGUGCCAUCAUUGCACUGUUCCAUCUACUGGCCACACGCACUGACAAGGUCCGAGCCCUUCGAGAGGCGUUCUACCGCCAGAAUCUCCCCAACCUCAUGAAUCUGAUCGCCACCAUCUUUGUCUUUGCAGUGGUCAUCUAUUUCCAGGGCUUCCGAGUGGACCUGCCCAUCAAGUCUGCCCGUUACCGAGGCCAGUACAACACCUACCCUAUCAAGCUCUUCUACACCUCCAACAUCCCCAUCAUCCUGCAGUCCGCCCUGGUGUCAAACUUGUACGUCAUUUCUCAGAUGUUGUCAGCCCGCUUCAGUGGCAACCUGCUGGUCAGCCUGCUGGGCACCUGGUCUGAUACGUCUUCCGGGGGUCCAGCACGUGCUUAUCCAGUUGGUGGCCUUUGCUAUUACCUGUCCCCUCCAGAAUCUUUUGGCUCCGUGUUAGAAGACCCUGUCCAUGCCGUUGUCUACAUAGUGUUCAUGCUGGGCUCGUGCGCAUUCUUCUCCAAAACGUGGAUUGAGGUCUCAGGCUCUUCUGCCAAAGAUGUUGCAAAGCAGCUGAAGGAGCAGCAGAUGGUGAUGAGGGGCCACCGAGAGACGUCCAUGGUCCAUGAACUCAAUCGGUACAUCCCCACUGCUGCAGCCUUUGGUGGGCUCUGCAUCGGGGCCCUCUCUGUGCUGGCUGACUUCCUGGGCGCCAUCGGGUCUGGAACUGGGAUCCUGCUCGCAGUCACGAUCAUCUACCAGUACUUUGAGAUCUUUGUAAAGGAGCAAAGCGAAGUUGGCAGCAUGGGGGCCCUUCUGUUCUGAGCCAUGUCUCCCCUGGACCAGGGAGGGGAGGCGUGCUCCGGAUUGCUGAGGCAGGGAAACAACAAAACCUCACUGUGGGAGCUUCAUCACAGCGAGUGCUGCUAUGGCAUAUGGACUUUGUUUAAUAAUGUUUUCGAAUUUCAUAUUCUUUCAUUCCACUUGGUAAAGUCCUAGAAAUUUUCCAAUUUGAAAUUUUGUUUUUCAUUCUGGCAUUGGCAGAAUGAACUGUAGAAGUGAGGUUUCAUUCAGCUGACUGCCAGAGGUGGGGAUGGUAAAUGACUGUCCCCAAGCGUCCACAUAACUUUUGUUUUAACCUUUGCACCUUCUCAGUGCCAUCGGCAGCUGCAGUGGUCUUAGCUGUUCCCCCACGCAGGGAAUGUCUUGUUGGAGAGAAGCACAAACACGGUGAAUGGUCUGUGUUUCGUUGUGGCAGUGGGGUGUGAGGCUAGGAGCAGACCAUGUGUUUUCUGGUGGAUGUGGGCAACUCACUGGCCUGUCCCCUUCCCAGUCAGG
This is a messenger RNA of Ceratotherium simum simum (southern white rhinoceros), 2118 nucleotides long. RefSeq names its product SEC61 translocon subunit alpha 1 (gene SEC61A1). Gene Ontology annotation, biological process: protein transport. Lineage: Eukaryota; Metazoa; Chordata; Mammalia; Perissodactyla; Rhinocerotidae. Gene Ontology annotation, cellular component: membrane. The record is from RefSeq and is a predicted model, not a curated record.